Molecule: messenger RNA, 702 nt
Organism: Arvicanthis niloticus (Nile rat)
Lineage: Eukaryota; Metazoa; Chordata; Mammalia; Rodentia; Muridae
Source: RefSeq, a predicted model, not a curated record
AUGGAUCACUUCACCUACAAAACAAAAAGAUUUGCAGGGUUGAAGGAGUGGAUCUUCAGAUUGACUGGCUUCCUCUGCAGCCUUCUGUCUUCUGGGCUUGGAAUAAUCCUUGCAAGGAGCAGAUAUUGGCGCCUCUGGGAAUUUGACAAUAAGGUUGUCCGGCUUGUGUACAUUGGACUCUGGGAGGCUUAUUACUAUCAGGAAUUUAACAUCUCUGGGUCUGUGACUACAAUUCUGAUGCACAGCUCUGUCAACUCGACCUGGACCAUUUCACCUGAAUUUCAGUGUUCGCAGACCCUCAUAUUUCUGGAAACUUUAAUAAACCCUGUUGUCCUGAUCUUCAUCUCAACAGCCAUUGGGAUCAGCUUUAGCAAUGCCUCAUUACCAUACAUUCAGAUAGUUUGCUACAAAUGCUCUGUCUUAAUCCUGAUCCUCAGUAGCCUUUGUACCGUUAUUUCUGUGACCUGGAACCAUGUAGUAGAUCUCUAUGGCAAAACCACCCUUGACUUUCCAGCAAACUUUCCAGUAAAGAAAGAAGCCCUGAUUAAAAAAUACAGCACUCCUGUGUUUCCCAUAGGGCUCAUGGCAACCACCCUGUCACUCCUGGGUGUCAUUACUUUCCUCUUUCAGAUAAAGUUAUUGAAAAGUCAGAGUAACCUGAAUGCCCAGCAUGCUUCUAAACAGGCUGAUCAAAAGGUCUGA